AUGUUACAAUCGCGUACUACAAAAAUAAUCGCAUUUUGCUUCACUCUGUUAUUUAUCAUCUAUACUUUAAAACAUUUUUCACAAACGACAAACCCUUCUGUGAAAACCUCCAUUCCCGAAUCAAUUGAAGAAGCAUUUGUUACAUUUUGUGAUAGUAAUCCUGAUUAUCUUGCUUUAUUAGAAACUGUUCUUGAUUCUGUUCAUCUCUUUUCAACUCGUCCAAUUAUCGUCUAUGGAAUCGAUGUUGAUUUAAAGCUUAACUUUCAAAAAUAUCCUCGUUCAAUUCAACGACGUUUAAAACAAAGCGAUUGCGGCCAAUCGAUUUAUUUUUGUAAACUAGCUGCAAUCGUGCGUAGUAACGUCAGGUAUGGAAUCUAUAUCGAAACUGAUACGUUAGUUAAUUGGAAUGUCGAUGUACUUUUUGAUGUUCUACAUCAAUGGCCAUACGCGUUGCCAAUAGCUCCUCGUCAUCCAGAUGAUCCGCGAAACUACAAACGAUUCUUAAAACAAUUCGAAUUGGAUUUUUCUAAUCGCACAACACCGUACAUACACGCACAUUUACUAUGGACGUUUCGUUCGUAUGCAUUUCUGAGAGAAGCGCUCACUUACAUGCAGAAAGGAUAUUUCCUUGGUGCUAACUAUGAUGAAACAGGCAUCAAUGUUCUCCUAUGGAAAGCAAAAGCUAAUCAUACUCUGUGUAAAAUAGAUCCUUUCUUUACUUUUCUCUCGGUCUAUGAAGCACGUCAACAUCACUGUACAGAAUUCUGUCACACAGCAUUUAUUCUCGUGCAUGGAAGUAAAAACUCGAUUGAAAUGCGUGAUUUAUUCAAUCGGUUAAAAAGACACGCUGGAUUCCCGUUCAUUCAAACAAUGAACGAUGGAUUUCAUUAUUUGAAUCAAACAGAACAUUCAUGUUGCUAUCCAGAUAGUCGACCAUCAUCAAUUCAUCCGUUACUUUGUGAACAUUCCAGAUAA
Adineta ricciae is the source of this 975-nucleotide messenger RNA. The record is from the annotation of a GenBank genome assembly. NCBI's taxonomy places the organism in Eukaryota, Metazoa, Rotifera, Eurotatoria, Adinetida, Adinetidae.